Miscanthus lutarioriparius is the source of this 1572-nucleotide messenger RNA. The record is from the annotation of a GenBank genome assembly. NCBI's taxonomy places the organism in Eukaryota, Viridiplantae, Streptophyta, Magnoliopsida, Poales, Poaceae.
AUGGCGGCGCCGCAGCGUCCCAGGCCGCGCCAUCGGCCGCAGCUCGCGCGCAUCAACGCGAUGAAACACUCCUCGUACCCGGCCGAGGACGACGGCGCCGACGAUCUCGCGCCGGUCGACCUCGGCCCGGAGUUCGCGUCGCAGACCAGCUUCCGCAUCCGCCGCGGGGGCGCGGAGGUCGCCGACCUCUUCCGGAAGCUCGGCCUCAAGGGCCCCGAGGACUUCACCAUCUCGCCGGCCGUCUACGCCGCCACCAUGGCGCACAUCCCCAACUCUUCCCGCAGCCGCCGCCAGUCGCUUGAGGCGCCGCAGCUGCUGCCGGGUGCGGGCGCCGAGGGGAUGGCACCAGCACCACAGGGGCCUCCAGAUGUUUCUGGACGGGACGCCGCGGUCGCAGCGAGACUGGAUGCAGCCGUCGAGGGUGAGCAAGCUGCGUUGGCCGCCAAAGUAGUCCAACCGGAGGCUGCUGAAGUUUCUGCACGAUCGUACAAGGGGUCUGGAACCGAAUCGAGCAACAGAGCUGUCCAAUCGGAGACAGGGGAAUCUUCCAUACGAGCGAUUGCCGCUGUGGUGAAGGAGAGGACUGCAGACGGAGUGAAGGGAAAGGGCGAUGUGGUCAAGGUGGAUCAGCUACGAGUGGAGAGAACAAAAGCGGUAGUUGUCGAGGCGCCAAGAGAGACUACCGCUGCCGUGGUUCAAGCCUUAGCUGAGUCCCCUUCUCGGAGCACAGAGUAUUUGAUCUCGCCGUCGCCAAACAGGCGGUUUAAGAGAACUAUCACGUCUUGGCAAAAGGGACAUCAUCUCGGCAGUGGAUCUUUUGGUUCAGUGUCCGAGGCGAUUAGCGAUGAUGGCUUUUUCUUUGCUGUCAAGGAAGUAUCAUUAAUGGACCAAGGACUCAAUGCAAAACAAUGCAUUCUUCAGCUUGAACAUGAGAUAUCUCUCUUGAGUCGUUUGGAGCAUGAAAAUAUAGUUCAGUAUUUUGGAACAGAUAAGGAAGGUGGGAAACUAUAUAUUUUUCUUGAACUUGUUACUCAAGGAUCUUUGGCAGCUUUAUAUAAAAAAUACCGUUUGCAAGAUUCACAAGUCUCAGCAUAUACAAGGCAGAUUCUGAAUGGUUUGCACUAUCUACAUCAGCGGAAUGUUCUGCAUAGAGAUAUAAAAUGUGCCAAUAUCCUAGUUGAUGCAAGCGGAUUGGUCAAAUUGGCAGAUUUUGGACUUGCAAAGGAGAUGUCAAUUUUGAACCAAGCAAAAUCUAGCAAGGGAACUGUCUACUGGAUGGCCCCUGAGGUUGCUAAGGCUAAGCCACAUGGACCUCCAGCAGACAUAUGGAGUCUUGGCUGCACAGUUUUGGAGAUGCUGACAGGCAAAGUGCCAUACCCUGAUAUGGAAUGGACACAUGCUUUGCUUAAAAUUGGUAGGGGAAUACCACCAGAAAUUCCUAAUACAUUAUCAGAAGAUGCGCGUGAUUUCAUAAAGAAGUGUGUCCAAGCAAAUCCAAAUGACCGGCCAUCUGCUGCUCAGCUAUUUGAGCACCCAUUUGUGCAGAGAUCGCUGCAACAAUAUGGCGCCUGA